This is a messenger RNA of Cottoperca gobio, 3756 nucleotides long. It is a transcript of the gene eif3c, whose product is annotated as eukaryotic translation initiation factor 3, subunit C. Gene Ontology annotation, molecular function: RNA binding; translation initiation factor activity; translation initiation factor binding. The coding region runs from base 246 to 3521 and encodes 1091 amino acids. The transcript is spliced from 23 exons. NCBI's taxonomy places the organism in Eukaryota, Metazoa, Chordata, Actinopteri, Perciformes, Bovichtidae. The record is from RefSeq and is a predicted model, not a curated record. Gene Ontology annotation, cellular component: eukaryotic translation initiation factor 3 complex. Gene Ontology annotation, biological process: translational initiation.
GACCAUCUCUAUUCUUCGUCGAUCUACGACUCACUUCCUUUCCUGACGCAAGCACCCGGCGAGGCUGUUGCACGCCUUUAAUUUGUGGCCGUUUUACAGCAAAACUGGAUUUUAUAACCAUUCAAAAUAGACAGUCACACCACAGGAUAUAUUUCACAAGGACGUAGAUUGACCGCUUCCUUCAGCAAUGUCUCGUUUCUUUGCCACCGGGUCUGACAGCGAGUCAGAGGAGUCUUCAUCGGCCGAUGAUCUCACUCUUAAAGCACCCGGAGCAACCUUUCAAGCAGUCGUUGCUUCUCAGUGAUGAUGAGGAGGACACUAAGAGAGUGGUGCGCAGCGCCAAAGACAAAAGGUUUGAGGAGUUGACCAACCUCAUCAAGACGAUCCGAAAUGCUAUGAAGAUUCGUGACAUGGCCAAAUGUCUGGAGGAUUUUGAGCAGUUAUGUCGAGCCUUCCUCAAAAGCAAGACUAUAGUGGACAAAGAGGGUGUUCCCCCUUUUUACAUCCGUCUUCUGGCCGACCUGGAGGACUACUUGAACCAGCUUUGGGAGGACAAAGAGGGAAAGAAGAAGAUGAACAAAAACAACGCAAAAGCCCUCAGUACACUACGUCAGAAGAUCCGCAAGUACAACAGAGACUACGAAACAGAAGUUGCUGCAUACAAGGAGAACCCACAGGAGUCUGCUGAUGAAGAGGAAGAGAAGGAGGCAGGGGAUUCAGGUUCAUCUUCUGAUGGCGAGGAAGAGGGAGACGAAGAAGGAAUGUCAGCGAAGGCCUUCCUAAAGAAAAAGCCUGAGCCUAUCCCAGAUGCCAGCAAGUUCCUCAAGUCUGCCAAGGGAUCCGGGGAUGAGUCUUCCUCUAGUGAUGAUGACGAUGAUGAUGAAGACUGGGGAUCAGACACUGUAGACAGUGGCAGUGAUAGCACGGAUGAAGAGGGUGUAAAGAGCGCUUCCUUAGCUCUGGUCUUCCUCAAGAAGGCCCAGGAGAGUGAUAAGCCCAGUGAAAAGAAAAUCGGCAGGAAGAAGAAGCCCAAGAAGAAGGAGCGGCUUGAGGAAGAGGGUGAGGAGGAGGGUGGAGAUGCAGCUGGAGGCUGGCAGGAGGUGAAGGGAGGCGCCCCUAUGGUCAAGGAAAAGCCCAAGAUGUUUGCCAAAGGCACAGAAAUCAACGUACCAGUGGUUGUGAAGAAGCUGAACGAGAUCCUGCAAGCAAGAGGCAAAAAGGGCACUGACAGGGCUGCCCAGAUUGAACUGCUUCAUGCUCUGGUAAACAUCGCCGCUGAGAAUAACUUGGGCCAAGGUAUCCUGGUCAAGAUUAAGUUCAACAUCAUCGCCUCCCUGUAUGACUACAACCCCAACCUGGCAGCCUUCAUGAAGCCCGAUAUGUGGAAGACGUGCCUGGACUGUAUCGAUGAGCUGCUGGACAUCCUCUUCGAACACAACGACAUCUUCAUCGGGGAGAACAUCGCAGAGGACAGUGAGAGUCUCAUCAUCUCAGACCAGCCAUUCAGGGUGCGUGGAUGCAUCUUAACGCUGGUAGAGAGGAUGGAUGAAGAGUUUACCAAGAUCAUGCAGAACACUGAUCCCCACUCACAAGAAUAUGUUGACAAUCUGAAGGAUGAGGGACACGUCUGUGGCAUCAUUGACCGGCUGCUCGACUACAUGGAGAAGAAGGGCUGCGCAGAGGAGAUUUGCCGCAUCUACCUCCGCAGAAUCAUGCACACCUACUACAAGUUUGACUAUAAGGCUCACCGGCGCAGCCUGGGCCUUCAGGGAGAGACCAAGUCCGAGCAGGACCAGGAGGAGAGCGAGGGGGAGGACAGUGCUGUGAUCAUGGACCGUCUCUGCAAGUUCAUCUACGCCAAGGAUCGUACCGACCGUAUCCGUACCUGCGCUAUCCUCUGCCACAUCUACCACCACGCUCUGCAUUCACGCUGGUACCAGGCCCGCGACCUGAUGCUGAUGAGCCACCUGCAGGACAACAUCCAGCACGCUGACCCGCCCGUACAGAUCCUGUACAACAGAACCAUGGUCCAGCUUGGCAUUUGCGCAUUUAGGCAGGGCAUGAUUAAAGAUGCCCACAAUGCCCUGUUGGACAUCCAGUCUUCUGGCCGUGCCAAGGAGCUCCUGGGUCAGGGUUUGCUCAUGAGGAACAUGCAGGAGAGGAACGCAGAGCAGGAGAAGAUUGAAAAGAGAAGACAAGUGCCAUUCCACAUGCACAUCAACCUGGAGCUGCUGGAGUGUGUGUACCUGGUGUCAGCCAUGCUGCUGGAAAUCCCCUACAUGGCCGCUCAUGAGUUUGACGCCCGCCGCAGGAUGAUCAGCAAGCAGUUCCAUCACCAGCUUAGGGUGGGGGAGAGACAGCCACUGCUGGGACCCCCAGAGAGCAUGAGGGAGCACGUGGUGGCUGCCAGCAAGGCCAUGAAGAUGGGAGACUGGCGUACCUGCCACUCAUUCAUCAUCAAUGAGAAGAUGAACAGCAAGGUCUGGGACCUGUUUCCUGAGACGCAGCGAGUGCGCGAGAUGCUUGUCAGGAAGAUCCAAGAGGAGUCACUGAGGACUUACCUGUUCACUUACAGCAGUGUAUACGACUCCAUCAGCAUGGGGACACUAUCUGAGAUGUUUGAGUUGGAGAUACCCACAGUCCACAGCAUCAUCAGCAAGAUGAUCAUCAACGAGGAGCUGAUGGCGUCUCUCGACCAGCCCACACAGACCGUAGUGAUGCACCGCACAGAGCCCACCUCCCUGCAGAACAUGGCCCUGCAGCUGGCUGAGAAACUCGGCAGCUUGGUGGAGAACAAUGAGCGCGUCUUCGACCUCAAGCAAGGUAUCUACGGAGGCUACUUCAACAGAGAUCAGAAAGGUGGCUACCAGCAGAACAAGUCUUACAACAGAGAUCAGAAUAGGGGAGGCUACAAUCGAGGUGGUUACAGAAAUCAAAACCACCAGAACCAAGACGGUCACCAAGGCGGCGGCUACCAAGGUCACGGCGGAGGAGGAGGCGGUGGCUACCACGGUGGCGGCGGAGGAGGCGGCGGCUACCACGGCGGCGGAGGAGGCGGCGGCGGCGGCUACCACGGUGGCGGCGGAGGAGGCGGCGGCUACCACGGUGGCGGCGGUGGAGGCUACCACGGUGGCGGAGGCGGCGGCUACCACGGUGGCGGAGGCGGGGGCUACCGUGGGGGCGGCGGCUACCAAGGUCGCGGAGGCGGCGGCUACCAAGGUCGUGGAGGCGGCGGCGGCUACCAAGGUCAUGGCGGUGGAGGCGGUGGCUACCAAGGUCACUGGCGGUGGAGGCGGCGGCUACCAAGGUCACGGCGGCGGAGGCGGCGGCUACCAAGGUCACGGCGGCGGAGGCGGCGGCUACCAAGGUCACGGCGGUGGCGGAUACCAAAGCCACCAAAACUACUGAGCUUGGAACAUGUGGAUUUCAGUCUCGCCCCCUGGACGAGUCUUCAUUCCAUGAUCAUAACAACAACACGGGUUUCUGUGUGUUGUUCUCCUUCAUUUGACUCAAACUGCUGAUUCAGCUGAAAGUUAUUGCAGUCCAAGUCUUUCUCACUGCAGUCGCAUAGUGUGGUUUCUCAGCGCGGCCAACUUCUUUGGAUGAACGUGACGAGUUUUUAAGGUUAUUAUUGCCAAUAGAAAAUUGUAAACGUGGACAUUGCAGUGUGGCUAGCUUGUGGCAGUACAGUCAGGUGACGGACGCGUCAAGUAUUGUUGACUUAUACUUAUUAAAUAAACAAUUACACAAAUGAAA